AAGGAAAGUGGCCGAAAAGACCAUUGAAAAAUGUCCUGGAAGCGGCACCUGUGUAAGUGCCGAAGCGCCCCUGUCCCUGUGAUUGGGUAAGAGAUAGAGCACUGUCACUGUCAGUGCUGGACGGGGGAAGAAGGAGCAGCAGCGCCUGCAGCAGCCAGGUCUGCCGCUGGGAUGUCAGGCAGCCAGGACCCUGCAUAGCAACUGAAUGCUGCGAACAGCAGUGGAGAAGCCUCAGCGUGAACUGCACUGAAAGUGAAAGUAAAUUUGCAGCUGGAUUUCCCUCACGCUUGUUACCACUAUCACAUCUUGGCCUCAGCUGAUUGGUUAGUGCAGCACUGAGAUGCCCAUGCCCAUUACCUCCAGAGCAGGGCAGAGCUUCUGGGUGGCCCUGUACACUGUACUGUGUGUAUGGGGCGCUCUGCAUCAGCUCAGAUGCUCUCCAUGGAAAAGCUCAGAGGGAUAACAAGACUCAUUUACUUUCUGUUCCUGAGGCUGCAUUUCACAUAUUCUUCUGGUGAGCACACCCUGCUAUAUUACUCUACGACGGUCCCGGCCCGCAGCCCCGGGCUGCCGGUGUAUUCUUAUGCUAUGUACCUGGACGAUGUGAAGAUCAUGACAUACAGCAGUGACACGUACCGUGUACGACCCAUGUUCCAGUGGCUGGAGGAACAGGCCGGGGCAGAGCACUGGGAAAUGCACAAUAGGUUUGGCCAACGUCAUGAGCUAGAGAACCAGCAGCAUGCCAGUCUCAUGCAGGGUCUUUUCAACAAGUCACGUGAUCGAUCCCCCUACACGUACCAGAUAAAAUGGUCCUGCGUUCGGCAUGAAGAUGGCACAGUGACUGGUUCCAAAGAGUUUGGUUUUGAUGGUGAGGCCAUGAUAGCGUUUGACAAGGAUCUCAUGAUGUUCAUACCUGUGUCACAGAAAGCAGAGACGGUGACCCAGAUAUGGAACCAUCAGCAAGUUUGGAUCCAGAGGACAAAGGCUUGCAUCGAGGUGGACUGUCCUGAGUGGAUUAAUGAUUACUUGAGACAUGGCAGAGAAGAAUGGGAUAGGAAAGUUCCCCCCGAGGUGAAGAUUGUUAGUUACCAGGCAGACGGGGUCACAAAGCUUUACUGCUUGGUGUACGGGUUUCACCCCCGAGCUGUGGAUGUGAAGUGGAUGAGGAACAAUACAGACGAGGUUCCCUCAGAGGAGGCCAACCAUAUCCUCCCCAAUCCUGACGGCACCUAUCAGAUAACAGUCACCGUGGAAGUGCCGGCCGGGGAGGAGAACCGUUACUCCUGCCAUGUGGAUCACAGCAGCCUGGAGGAGAUACUUGUUGUGAAGUUGGACACGGCGCAGACAAACACCUACCUGUACCUCUCCCUUACUGCUACCCUUAUCUGCCUGGCUGUGCUGGGAGUGGUUAUAUACCGGAGAUGUACAAGUCAGAGGCGACGGACUGGUAACUGAAUCUUCCCCCGUGGCACCAGAUAUAAGAGACAAGACCAGAUCUUAUAGAUGGAGAUACAACCUUCAUAGGGUCCAACAAAUUGUGCUGAUGCCACCACUAGAAAUCACCCAGGGCGACAGCUGCGUUCCCAAGUGCACAGUUGUUAUUUGUGUGUGAAUAGAGUUAGUGCUCCUAUGCGUGUAUCUGAUGUAGUGAGGUGCGUUCCGUUGUAUGGUUAUACUCAGUGGUGGUUUCAGAGGUGGGGCUGCAGCACAGUCCAAACUUCAAAUAGAGGAGCCACCCCUACUGCCAGUGACUCCCGGCCGGUGAUGUCUGGCAGUGGUGGGGUGGCAGUAUUUGGUGCGGCUCCUAUGUUUGAAAUUUGGACUGUGCUGUAGCCCCACUUCAGAUACUAUGACAAUUGUUCCACUGUACUGAGCCCCUGAGAAAAUGCUUCUCCCUUACCUCCUGUCAGUGAUAAGCAAUGGCGUCCCUUUCUGAUAUAAUACUCAUGCUUGCUAUUAUGUUUUUCUCUAUCGUCCUAAGUGGA
This is a messenger RNA of Pseudophryne corroboree (corroboree frog), 1985 nucleotides long. RefSeq names its product zinc-alpha-2-glycoprotein-like. Gene Ontology annotation, cellular component: external side of plasma membrane. The record is from RefSeq and is a predicted model, not a curated record. Lineage: Eukaryota; Metazoa; Chordata; Amphibia; Anura; Myobatrachidae. Bases 409 to 1455 code for a protein of 348 amino acids. The transcript is spliced from 8 exons. Gene Ontology annotation, biological process: immune response.